CCAGCUCAGCGGUGAGCAUGGAAGUUUCAGAACCGGUCACAAAAACAAGUGGAGAGACCGAAAUGUCCCCAGAAGAAUCGUGGGAGCACCAAGGACCGAGUGAAGCAGAAGCGGGGGAAGGCUCGUUGGGGGACGGAGGACCUCCAGAGGCGAGUGCUCCAGAAAUGAUGGCGGAGAAGGAGGAAAAACUACCCAAAGGUCAAUCUGUGGCAGCACCAGCAGCCGCCUCAAAAAAAGAACAUGUAAACGUAGUGUUCAUUGGGCAUGUGGACGCUGGCAAAUCAACCAUUGGAGGACAAAUAAUGUACUUGACGGGGAUGGUUGACAAAAGAACACUUGAAAAAUAUCAACGAGAAGCUAAGGAAAAAAACAGAGAAACUUGGUACUUGUCAUGGGCCUUGGACACGAAUCAGGAAGAACGAGACAAAGGUAAAACUGUGGAAGUGGGCCGAGCCUACUUUGAGACAGAAAAAAAGCACUUCACCAUCCUAGACGCCCCCGGGCACAAGAGUUUUGUCCCACACAUGAUUGGGGGCGCUUCUCAAGCUGACCUGGCCGUGCUGGUCAUCUCUGCUCGCAAGGGAGAAUUUGAAACUGGGUUUGAAAAGGGAGGACAGACAAGAGAACAUGCCAUGUUGGCAAAAACAGCCGGUGUAAAACACUUAAUAGUGCUUGUUAACAAAAUGGAUGACCCAACAGUAAAUUGGAGCAAUGAGAGAUAUGAAGAAUGCAAAGAAAAGUUGCUGCCAUUUUUGAAAAAAGUUGGCUUCAAUCCCAAAAAGGACAUACACUUCAUGCCCUGCUCAGGACUGACUGGUGCAAACCUUAAAGAGCCAUCAGAUUUCUGCCCUUGGUAUAUUGGGUUACCAUUUGUUCCAUAUCUGGAUGAUUUGCCAAACUUCAACAGAUCAGUUGAUGGACCAAUUAGACUGCCGAUUGUGGAUAAAUACAAGGACAUGGGCACUGUGGUCCUGGGAAAGUUGGAAUCAGGCUCUAUUUGUAAAGGCCAGCAGCUUGUGAUGAUGCCAAACAAGCACACCGUGGAAGUUCUUGGAAUCCUUUCUGAUGAUGUAGAAACUGAUUCUGCAGCCCCAGGGGAAAACCUCAAGAUUAGACUGAAGGGAAUUGAAGAAGAAGAAAUACUUCCAGGAUUCAUACUUUGUGAUCCUAAAAAUCUUUGUCAUUUUGGACGUACAUUUGAUGCUCAGAUAGUGAUUAUUGAGCACAAAUCUAUCAUCUGCUCAGGUUAUAAUGCCGUGCUGCACAUUCAUACCUGUAUCGAAGAAGUAGAGAUAACAGCCUUAAUCUGCUUGGUAGACAAAAAAACAGGAGAAAAAAGUAAGACACGACCACGUUUUGUCAAACAAGAUCAAGUAUGCAUUGCCCGUUUAAGAACAGCAGGAACCAUCUGCCUUGAGACCUUCAAAGAUUUCCCUCAGAUGGGUCGUUUUACCUUAAGAGAUGAGGGGAAGACCAUUGCAAUUGGAAAAGUUCUGAAACUGGUUCCAGAGAAGGACUGAACAUUUUCCUUGAAAUUGACUCUGCAAAAGCCUACUUCACACUGCUUCCCCUUAUUUUCUGCCCAUUGAUAAACUUCUUCCCAUAUUUUGUAAAGGCAAAUUUCACAGCAAAAGUCCACAUAAUGUCAGCUUUCUCAUAUUCAAAGUUCUGCUAUGCCACUGUUGCUCCUUCCAAAUUCUGCUUCCUUGGACAGAUUCGGCAAUAGCUUUGUAAGUGGUGUGGACGUGAUUGCUUACAAUAAUGAAAAACCUAAACGAAUUUUUUAUUUUUAGUUUUCCCCUCAGGCAUAUUUAUACAUUUUCCCCAAGCAGAUCAUUUAGAGCAUGCAGGUGUGUGUGUACAUGUUACAAAAACUACCAUGUUAAUAAAAUAUUCAGUUUGAAA
Molecule: messenger RNA, 1905 nt
Organism: Antechinus flavipes (yellow-footed antechinus)
Lineage: Eukaryota; Metazoa; Chordata; Mammalia; Dasyuromorphia; Dasyuridae
Product: eukaryotic peptide chain release factor GTP-binding subunit ERF3A-like
Exons: 1
Coding region: 18-1520 (500 amino acids)
Biological process (GO): translation
Cellular component (GO): translation release factor complex
Molecular function (GO): translation release factor activity; GTPase activity; GTP binding
Source: RefSeq, a predicted model, not a curated record